Molecule: messenger RNA, 1266 nt
Organism: Heteronotia binoei (common prickly gecko)
Lineage: Eukaryota; Metazoa; Chordata; Lepidosauria; Squamata; Gekkonidae
Gene: SPMIP7
Product: sperm microtubule inner protein 7
Exons: 9
Coding region: 1-1266 (421 amino acids)
Source: RefSeq, a predicted model, not a curated record
AUGGCUUCCGAGGUCACAGCCAGGCAAUUCAGUCCUCUGAAACACUUCAGCCCUCCCGAUUCGCUUCGCACAAUGACACGACAGGAACAGGAAGGUCUGCUGAGGAGAAUGUCUAUGCCUUUUGUGAGGGGACCGGAGGACAGGCAUGACUACCCCAGUUUUGAAGAGAAGUACAGUAAUUCUUUUCUCAAAUCCAGUCCUUACGCACGACCCGAAGAGAAAAACUACCCUUUCGCUCCACACCGGGACGAUGUGCCAGUUGUUAACACUUUCUCGGGAUUUGUGAGCCCAGGAGCUGAGGCGGACCAGAAAAUAACCUCCCACACAACUGCCGAACCGCCAAAGGAGGUCCGAGAUGCACCACCUCCAUCUCAAGCAGUGCCUGUUCCACGCAGGAGAGCCCAGACUUCAUACGGGAGACCCCCAUUAUUGCUGAAAGGGCUCGGCCAAGACCGACGCUGGAACUCCAGAUGGGUGCCGGAAGUUUCUCUCAAGGCGCAAGCUGAGAAACUGAUAUAUCCAGUGAAAGUCACGCCUGCUCCACCACCAGUCAAAGAAUGUUUCUCACCUCAUACAUUUAUAUUUAAUGUGGACUCGGACGCAAAGUCCGGCGAUCCGUCCUCUGAAGCCUGCCAAGACAAGAAAGCCCUGAAGCACUUGUAUACCUCAACGACACAAAGUGGAUAUGAAGAAGUUCCCUGGGACAGAAUGUUACUACCUAAACCCCCGCUGGAUUCAACUAUAGAAGCCAUGACUGAUUGCGUUUCCCAGCGUUGUACACUGAAACGCUACAAACCAGCACCGGAAGCAAGCCAAGUUGUCGGAGGACUCUGGGACAGAUUUCAGACAAGAUACUUCACAGUACCUGCCAGGCCAAUUAAUUUCGUCAGCCCAAGUUCUCGAACCGAGCAAAUCCCAUUGUAUACAGGCCAUGUUGGCGCUGAGAAUUUUGAGGACAUCGACAACGCGAACGUUGACUUAAUCUUACACGGCCGAGUGAGACUCUCAAAGCCUCGCUACGUGAAGUCGUCUUACGCUCUCAACCCUUCUGGAUACACCGGUAAGGUUCAUUGGUCAGCCACCCAGCCAGCAAAUUCUAAUCUCCCACCAACGUCGCCCGCCACAAUUUCACAAAUGCAUGGGUACAUGGUGAAACAAGGGCAGCCAACCAAAUUUCCACAUCUGGGGCCCUUGUCGCAGAUUGUGACUGCCACCGAACCUCGGAAUUCUUUUAAUAGGAAGGAGAAAGAAAGAAUUAAAAUCUGA